ACUUUCACUUGAAUCCAGAGGUUUUUACUGAACCAUUUGGAUCAUAAUCCAAGAUCUUAUGAAAUUUUUAUCAGGAGGCUGUUUUCCUCCUGCGACAUUAAGGGUUAAUAGGCCUUGAACUUCUUAUCUAGAAAAAGACAAGAGAACAGGUGGGUGGAACCUCUCAGUUUACCUCCGUUGUCGCCGCCAGGGGGCGCAGCUCUGGAGAACAGCUGAGACUCCUCCGCGUCUCCUCGGGCAGCGCAGACUGUUAUGUUCCGUCCUGAAGCCAUAACCAUGGCGGACAGCUACCAGUUCCCCGUCUUCUUCGAGUGCCGCGGGCUUCUUUCGGGGGAGGACAAGAAGAAAACGGAGAGGUUUUUCCGAGUCCACAGACGGUCCGGCGGAGGAGACUGCGGUCCAUUAACUCGAGCGGCUGGUGACGUCUACAGCAUCGCGUUCAGACGUCGGGAAGAUCAACAGGAAGUGUUGAAGAGAUCCAAGCACGUCGUUGAGCUCACUGACGGUUGUCUGGAGCUCAGUGUCAGGGGCGACCUGCCACCUCCCAGCUCGUCAUAUGACACCACCGCUGAAGAGAGCCAGCAGACCAUUCCUGACCCAACUGAUGCAGCGGGUGAAGCUAGUGACCAUCAGUGUGAUGGUCCAGUCCAUUCUGAAGCAUGUGAUAGGCAUCUUCUGGGACAAAGUGCUCACCCUACAGAACACAAAGAUUCACUUGGAAGGGAGUUUGAGUCUGCUGGACAAAACAUAGUCACAGCUGGAGCUCCCAAAGGCCUUGUCCAGGUUGAAAUUGGUCAGGGGACCAUUGAAAGUCAGAAGACAGAUGCAGUGGUAUCUCCAAUGGUCUUCAACAAUCCUCUGUCUACUUGUGUUGGAAACAUUCUCAGUAAAGCAAUUGGUUCACAAGUGACUCAAAGUGUUAAACGAAAGUCAAAAAGUGAAAUGGGGCCUGGUGACUUCAUACUAGAGGAAGAUUUGACUGGACCUCCUUUUGGUGCCGUGUUCUUCCUCAACCUGGUUCGGGGAUGCAGAAGACAAUGGAACCGCAGUUCAGGUUCUCCGAUUUGGCAUCAACCAAAUUCUGACUUCCUGUGA
Messenger RNA from Poeciliopsis prolifica (blackstripe livebearer), 1095 nucleotides. RefSeq lists its product as uncharacterized. The record is from RefSeq and is a predicted model, not a curated record. The transcript is spliced from 5 exons. Bases 253 to 1095 code for a protein of 280 amino acids. NCBI's taxonomy places the organism in Eukaryota, Metazoa, Chordata, Actinopteri, Cyprinodontiformes, Poeciliidae.